Colletotrichum orchidophilum is the source of this 411-nucleotide messenger RNA. RefSeq lists its product as uncharacterized. The record is from RefSeq and is a predicted model, not a curated record. The transcript is spliced from 2 exons. Lineage: Eukaryota; Fungi; Ascomycota; Sordariomycetes; Glomerellales; Glomerellaceae. The coding region runs from base 1 to 411 and encodes 136 amino acids.
AUGCUGCUUAGGCGCCCUGACGAGAUGGCCAGCCGCCAGGGCGCUGCAAAGACACAACUCGCCCGCCAGCGUGGCAGCGGCGACGAUACGCGCCAGGAGACGGGCAUUCGCACCCGGCUGUGUGUGGUGCGGGCCACGGACGCCGAGAAGGUCGAGGACGCCGCCCCGGGGAUCCAAGACUACAAUCGACGGGAAACAGGCACUCUCGAGACUUAUCAAGUUUGGAGGGCACGGGGAUCAUCCGAUGAUGACAUCGCAGCAGGCGUCAGACACCUGAGACCAGCUAUAGUCUUCGGACGGAAAUUUCGAUCGCUCGAGCACAUGGGUGAGGUUUGCUGCAAUCCCUGUCUAAAUGGCCUGACGGAUUUCGACUGCGCGCCGGAAGUCCAAGUCGAGAUUCCUUCCCAGUGA